Camarhynchus parvulus is the source of this 843-nucleotide messenger RNA. Its product is annotated as folate receptor gamma-like. Gene Ontology annotation, molecular function: signaling receptor activity. The record is from RefSeq and is a predicted model, not a curated record. The transcript is spliced from 5 exons. NCBI's taxonomy places the organism in Eukaryota, Metazoa, Chordata, Aves, Passeriformes, Thraupidae. Gene Ontology annotation, cellular component: external side of plasma membrane. Bases 1 to 795 code for a protein of 264 amino acids.
AUGAGCCGCGCUGGUCCCAUGGCACCUGCAGCCCAGCUGCCCCCCAGAGCAAUGGCAGCGGUGUUGGCUCUGCUGGUGGCGUGGCCAGCUGCCACCACAGCAAUGACAGUGACACAGGACUCGCUGCUCAACGUCUGCAUGGAUGCCAAGCACCACAAAACAGAGCCUGGCCCUGAGGGGCAGCUCUACGGGCAGUGUGUCCUCUGGAAGGACAAUGCCUGCUGCACUGCCAACACCAGUCUGGAAGCUCACCGGGACCAGUCCUACCUGUACAACUUCAACUGGGACCACUGUGGGGCCAUGCCAGAGAAGUGCAAGCGCCACUUCAUCCAGGACACGUGUCUCUAUGAGUGUUCCCCUAACCUGGGGCCGUGGAUCGACCAGGCAGACACCAGCUGGCGGAAGGAGCGGAUCCGGGAUGUGCCACUGUGCCAGGAGGACUGUGAGCAGUGGUGGGAGGAUUGCCAGGAUGCUGUCACCUGCAAGGUCAACUGGCACAAGGGCUGGAACUGGACGACAGGCACCAACCAGUGUCCCAAGGGCGCCAUGUGCCAGAAGUUCAAGUUUGUGUUCCCCACGGCGGCUGCGCUGUGCGAGCAGGUCUGGUCUGGCUCCUACCGCUACACAUCCCACCACCGUGGCAGUGGCCGCUGCAUCCAGAUGUGGUUCGACCCCGCGCAGGGGAACCCCAACGUUGCCGUCGCCCAAUAUUACGCCCAUGGCAAUGCUCCCCCAAACUCCCCGCGCUCUAUCCUGCUGUCCCUGCUGCCCCUCACCCUACUGGCCCUGCUCUGAGCAGGAGGGGCUGCAGGCAGGAGCAGGCAGUAGAUGGUCAGGGGGGUC